Molecule: messenger RNA, 513 nt
Organism: Rhopalosiphum maidis (corn leaf aphid)
Lineage: Eukaryota; Metazoa; Arthropoda; Insecta; Hemiptera; Aphididae
Gene: Urm1
Product: ubiquitin-related modifier 1
Exons: 2
Coding region: 176-487 (103 amino acids)
Biological process (GO): protein urmylation; tRNA thio-modification
Cellular component (GO): cytoplasm; nucleus
Molecular function (GO): protein tag activity
Source: RefSeq, a predicted model, not a curated record
CUGUGACUGAUAAUAACAUAUUUAUACUAUCAUCAAUUGACAAUUAUUUAAACCUUACGUUUUUAAAUUAAUUAUUUCAUUGCUUAUAUACUAUUUAACUUGUUUGCCGUAAUACUCUUUUACAAAUUUACAAUAAAUACAACUUAACCCGGUAUCUACAGAUUUUUAGAACGUAAUGGAAAAAGGACUGAGUAUAACUACUGAAUUUACAAGUGGACUUCAAAUUCUAUUUAAUAAUAUAAAGAAACAUAAAGUGCUGUUACCAGAAAUGGAAAAGCCUUGGACACUGGGAUUGCUCUUGUUCUGGAUUAAAGACAACAUAUUGGUUGACAAAGAUAAAUGUGAUUUGUUUAUGAAGGGCAACACCGUAAGACCGGGCAUCAUUGUAGCCAUUAAUGACCAAGAUUGGGAACUCUUGGGUGAUUUAAAAUAUCAAAUUAAGAAUAACGACAAUAUAACAUUUAUAUCUACAUUACACGGUGGUUAAUAAUUAAAACAUUAUAAAGUAUAUUA